CGUGUUUUUUUAAAUAAAAUAACUAAAUCCAACAUAUAAUAACCAAAACUUUAUUUUAUUUUUAUUUCUUACAUAGCAACCACCUCAUCUAUUAGCUACAUGAAUAAAGAAUUUGUGGCCUGGGAGAAAUUUCGACUAUCUUUAGAAACGACGAAGCAACCCACAUUAAUAGCUACAGAGGACAUAAACGCACCCAAUGAUAUGAAGACUUCAUUAGAAGGCAGUGCAGAGCCCAAUUUACCAGCUUCAAAUGCAAGUGAAAUUAUUAUGUUAAGUGAUAGUAAUUCAUCCUUUAGCUCUCUGGAAACUAUAACUACAGAAAGUAAUAACACCGUUGAUUUGACUAGUAACUACAACGAUGAUCAAUCACAGGACACAACACUUAGCUAUAAUUUUUUCGAUAUAAGUCAAUCCGUAAAGUUUGGUUUCUCAACAGCACCAAACUCUCCUACACAAACUAAUUCCUCCGCCUCAUUCGUUACAACAACGCCUAGUAAUAAGGAAAAAAAAAGUGGACGACCUCGCAAGGAACACAGCGCUCGCCCAGAUCCAUCAUAUCUGGCACGACUUAGUACGAGAGAACGCAAAUACUUGGAAGGACGUUAUAAAAAUAACGAAGCUUGUCGUAAAUCACGUUUUAGAAGCCGCCAGCGUGAAGAGGCAGAAAAAAUGGAAGAGCAAGCCUUGCAGCGCAAAAAUGCUCAAUUGAAGACCAAACUACUAAAAUACUUACACAUAUCAGAAACUUUAAAUAAUAUAGCGAAUAAAAAGAUUUAAAUCUUUUAUUCUAUCAUAUUGGACUCUUAUUUUGAAGACGUACCAAUCACAUUUGUAUCUCCAUUUUUCAUUUUUAUAGUUAAUUUAAUCAAAA
Messenger RNA from Teleopsis dalmanni, 871 nucleotides. RefSeq lists its product as uncharacterized. The transcript is spliced from 2 exons. Gene Ontology annotation, biological process: regulation of DNA-templated transcription. Lineage: Eukaryota; Metazoa; Arthropoda; Insecta; Diptera; Diopsidae. The record is from RefSeq and is a predicted model, not a curated record. Bases 100 to 777 code for a protein of 225 amino acids. Gene Ontology annotation, molecular function: DNA-binding transcription factor activity.